Molecule: messenger RNA, 501 nt
Organism: Thlaspi arvense
Lineage: Eukaryota; Viridiplantae; Streptophyta; Magnoliopsida; Brassicales; Brassicaceae
Source: the annotation of a GenBank genome assembly
AUGGCGAAACGGUUAAAUCUACAGGAAGAAGAAGAAGAAGAGAAGGAGAAUUUUCCUCUUAUUACAACAAAAGUAGUUGAAUACUUACAGCCAGUAAUGUGUCGAGAGCUUCUCGGUAAAUUUCCAGAUAACUCUGCUUUCGGAUUCGACUACACACAGAGCUCUCUCUGGUCUCCUCUCUUGCCUCGAAACUACUCUACUCCUUCAGAUCUAGACUUUGAUUCCGACAGUUGCGUUUGUCGGAACCUUGAGCUCGGAGAGUUUCAAGAACGCAAGAAGAAGAUGAAUAUGAAGAUCUCAAUGAAAAAGAAGAAGAAGAAGAAGAGUAAGUUAGUGAAAUUAGACAUGAAGAAUGAAGAUUCAACUAAAAUUGGCUGCUUCGCUAUUCCCACCAAGGGGUGGGAUGGUUUGCUAAAAGCAGCUUCGAAACACUUCAAGAAAUCUAGAAAGAAGAGAGAUUCAGUCGCUGAUGUCAAGCUUCUCACCUUCUGCAAAUGCUGA